UUCAGGAAGCAGAGAGACGAUGAAGCAGAGAGGAGCCAUGGAGGAUCCUAUGUGGAGGAAAAUGUUUCUGUUUUUCAUCCUGCAGUUUACAGGAGCUCUGAGCAGAGAUCUGUCUCUCUACUACGCUGUCAGAGCUGGAGAUGACGUCACUUUGUCCUGUGAAAAUGUGAUCGAUGGUCACAGUAACUGUGACACAACAUCCUGGAUCUACAGUAAAGCAGGUCGACCAGCUGUAGAGUUACAUAAUAAUGGGCAGCUUAAGGUUACCAGAUCAGACAGACUGAGUGUUUCUGCAAACUGUUCUCUGAUUGUAAAGAAAGUCACAGAUCAGGAUGUUGGUCGGUACACCUGCAGACAGUUUAAGAAACCAGGAGAAGGUCAGUUUGGUUCAGAUGCUGUGGUUCGUCUUUCUCUCGUUCACUUGACAGAACAUGAGGACCAGAACAAGAUGACAUUAACCUGCUCUGUGGUGACAGAUGAACCAUGUAAACACUCAGUGAAGUGGUUGUAUAAUGGUAACCUUUUGGGUAAAGACAACAAAGAAAUAACAGAAUCAUCGUCUUCCUGCUCUGCUGCUGUCGCCUUCCAGACGUCUAAUUACUUUUACCAGUUAAGGUUUAACACGUUCAAGUGUGAAGUAAAGAUAGAAAAUAAAGUUCAGCUUUUUACCUUCAGCUCUCGUCCAUCAGAGAAAGACAAACCAACAACCACAUCGGCAGCAACAACUAAACCAGACAAAAUACAAGAAACUGGGGAAACGAUAGUUACAACUAAACUAGAUGGAACAUCAGUCUCUAGAGACGGAGCAGACUGGUGGAGGUUCCUCUCUGGUUCUGUGGGUUUAGCUGCUCUGAUAGCAGCUGUUCUGAUCGUCACCAUUUGGGCCAGAACUAAAGGGAGGAAAACACAUCUGGAUAAAAACACUGUGUGUUAUGAUGAAGAUGAAGCUGCUCUGAACUAUGAAAACAUCAGAACUUCUUCAGUUUGAUCCUCCUGCUUUUCUCAGACUCAGUAGAUCCAGAAGCUCAACAUCAGCAGGUUUAUCUGUUUUAAUGUUAUCUGUUGUAAUAAAAAACUGCUGAAAUGUUAAAAUAACAUCUUAAAAUAAGCAUAAGAAGAGUUUAAUGAGCAGAUUGUUACUUUUCAGAUUAAAUAUCAAUUUUGUUAAUAGGUAAAUUCAGAAAAUGAAUUAUUUCCUGGUUUGUGCUGCAGAGCGUCAUGAAUUAAUUAUGUCAUCCUGAUGAGUAAAGCAGUAACUGAACAGUGUGGAGAAUUUUCCUUCUCCAUGCUGAGUUCUUGAUCUAUGAGGUUGAAGAAGAGUCAGUGAGUUGAAUUCAUGAUUUUCAUUUAUUAAUACCAAAAUGCAGCUGGUCCAUUUCUCAUGCUAUCUUUAAGGGCUAGCAGAACAAAAUGGCAUCAAACAAAGUUUUUCAUCCUCUUUGUUAGCCUCUAUCUGAUCUACGCCCUAAAGAGGGCAUUUCCUAGUGUGUCAUUUCCUUUAAAUAUGUCAUUUCCUUUAAAUGACACCUAGGGUCAUUUAAAGGAAAUGACCCUGGUCUAGAAAUAAAAUGUUAGGGCGUUUCCUAACAUGUCAUUUGCUUUAGCUUUAGCUUUGCAACUAGCUAAAAGAGACAGAAGAAAAACACAAAAUUAUUUAUUCUCAACAAUAGUAUAUUUACUGCCACCUAGAGUCAGAUUUACAUCAUCGCUUUGUUUCAGGUUUAUUAGUUUUGCUCAACAUCAGCAGGUUAAUCUGUCAGUUUAUCAUCCAGUGAUCAGAACAGUUUUCCUUCAGCUCCAUGAGGGAUCAUUAUAGAUCCGUUAUAGAUUUCCACAGAAUUUUGAGUAUAAACAUUUGUCCUUUUAAUCCGCCUUAAAUUAUCAGCAUUUGGUGCAUUAUGUAAUAUGUUAUCCAAAGGUUGUUUUAGAUUUAUUUGCUUUGCCUUUAUUACUCAAAAUGAGGCAUGAUGCUGCCAUUACCAUGCAUAGUUAACCAUAUAUGUUGUUUUUAUCUACUUCUUGUUCU
This is a messenger RNA of Xiphophorus maculatus (southern platyfish), 2026 nucleotides long. RefSeq lists its product as uncharacterized. The record is from RefSeq and is a predicted model, not a curated record. The coding region runs from base 20 to 988 and encodes 322 amino acids. Lineage: Eukaryota; Metazoa; Chordata; Actinopteri; Cyprinodontiformes; Poeciliidae. Gene Ontology annotation, molecular function: MHC class II protein binding; protein tyrosine kinase binding. Gene Ontology annotation, cellular component: external side of plasma membrane; membrane raft. Gene Ontology annotation, biological process: T cell activation; positive regulation of ERK1 and ERK2 cascade; interleukin-15-mediated signaling pathway. The transcript is spliced from 7 exons.